UAGGGGGCAGGAAGCGCACCCGAGCGGGUCUAGGAAUCGGAACCCGCGCUCCCCGGAGGAGUGGCGCUAGAGCCUCCCGCCCGGCCCAGGGAAAACCCCUUUCCCGGAGGAAGCGUGCAUGCCGGCUCUGACGGCACCACCGGGAUCUCGGCGGCCUGAUCAAGCCCCGCGGCCCCUUUUCGCCGCUUCCGGGACCCGCUCCUCAGCGAGCGCCGAGCGCUUCCGCAUCUCUGUGGUACCGACUUCCGCGGAGAGCCAAACCUCGCGAGACCUCGGCGGCGCCGCAAUGGCGAGACCAUGCCGCGUCACUGCUCCGCCGCCGGCUGCUGCACACGGGACACGCGCGAGACGCGCAAUCGCGGCAUCUCUUUCCACAGGCUUCCCAAGAAAGACAACCCAAGGCGAGGUUUGUGGCUGGCCAACUGCCAGCGACUGGACCCCAGCGGGCAGGGCCUGUGGGACCCAGCGUCCGAGUACAUCUACUUCUGCUCCAAGCACUUUGAGGAGAACUGCUUUGAAUUGGUGGGAAUAAGUGGGUAUCACAGGCUGAAGGAAGGAGCGGUUCCCACCAUAUUUGAGUCUUUCUCAAAGUUGCGCCGGACCAAGACCAAGGGGCACGGUUACCCGCCCGGCCCCCCAGACGUCAGCCGGCUCCGGCGAUGCAGGAAGCGCUGCCCUGAGGGCCGCGGGCCCACCACUCCCUUUUCCCCGCCUCCACCUGCCAACGCUGUCUGCUUUCCCGUGGAAGAGGCCUCGGCACCUGCUGCUUUGCCUGCCUCCCCAGCCGGGAGGCUGGAGCCUGGCCUCAGCAGCCCCUUCUCCGACCUUCUGGGGCCCCUGGGCGCCCAGGCAGAUGAAGCGGGCUGCAGCGCCCAGCCCUCCCCGGAGCACCAGCCGUCCCCCCUGGGGCCGCGGCCCGUCUCGCCCUCUGCCUACAUGCUGCGCCUCCCGCCACCUGCCGGCGCCUACAUCCAGAGCGAGCAUAGCUACCAGGUGGGCAGCGCCCUGCUCUGGAAGCGGCGGGCCGAGGCCGCGCUCGACGCCCUGGACAAGGCCCAGCGCCAGCUGCAGGCGUGCAAGCGGCGGGAGCAGAGGCUGCGGCUGCGGCUGACCAAGCUGCAGCAGGAGCGGGCGCGGGAGAAGCGGGCCCAGGCCGACGCCCGGCAGACCCUGAAGGAGCACGUGCAGGACUUCGCCAUGCAGCUGAGCAGCAGCAUGGCCUGAGGGGGCCAUCCGGCAGCGCUUGGCCUGAGGAUGCACCUGGAGAGGGAGCUGCCCUGAGCUGUGUCCACAAGAAUAAAGGGGAUCCCAGAAAGAAGCCCUGCUCUCUGGCUCAGCUGAGGGCUGGGGCCCGGCCCCCUGGGUACCACAUCCAUCUCCCCCACCGACUGGUUAUAGCCCCCAGAGGGCUCGGCCCUGCAGUCACGGUGAUUCCCAAGGCCCGAGGCCGGCCGAGGGCCACCUCACUUGGGCCAUUGCCGAACUUGCUGUGCCUCCAGGUGAGCACCCCUCGCCUAAGGCCAUCCACCCGCGAACGACAGGUGGGGCUCAUCAGUCAGGCCGGAAGAGAGGCAGGCCCUGUGUUUACCCCGGGGGCACAACCCAAGGCAGGAGAAACGUGCUUUAAGGCUCAGAAGAGAGAGACUGUUUCUCCCCCCAUGUGGCUUCCCGGCAGCCUGGGCACAGGAGCUGUUCCCAGAAGGGAGGCAGAAUGGUGCCUUACCCACUGUGAUGGACGCAGGACAGAAAACGGCGCGGCCUGGCCCCACCCAGGCAUGAGCCUCCAGGCAGCCUAGGAGUAAGGCAGCCAGCAAGGGGCUAGAAGGGGGAGGCCAGAGGCCAGCCUUCAUUCCUCCCUGCAGGGUGGGGAGCGGCUGGAGUGAACAGAGAGCCACAGGAGGCUGGCGUAUUCUGAGCCCUCAGGCCGCCUGGCCUGGCCUCGCCUCAGGAGGACUAGGGCUGGAGCCGCAGCGGGGACUGCGCGGCGAGCUGUGGGUGCAGGUAGCACUGCUGUUGCUUUAAUGGAGGCAAGCCUAUUGACAAUAAAUAGUUGGUGGUAACAGG
Cervus elaphus (red deer) is the source of this 2064-nucleotide messenger RNA. RefSeq names its product THAP domain containing 7 (gene THAP7). NCBI's taxonomy places the organism in Eukaryota, Metazoa, Chordata, Mammalia, Artiodactyla, Cervidae. Gene Ontology annotation, biological process: regulation of DNA-templated transcription. The transcript is spliced from 5 exons. The record is from RefSeq and is a predicted model, not a curated record. The coding region runs from base 298 to 1224 and encodes 308 amino acids. Gene Ontology annotation, cellular component: nucleus.